CGGAAAGUCGAGAAUUCAUUCGGACCUUCGGACUUUGAUCGUCCGAUCUUUUAAAUUAUUCAGCCAAUCGAUAUCCCUUCGGAUUCAGUAAACCGGUUCGUGUCGUGAGUAGGGUCACAAGUAGUUUUAUUUACGUCUCUAGAAAUUAUACAGUUUAUUCUCUUUCUCCAGAAACUUAACGAAUAUAAUGCCCAAUGUUAUAGAUUUAAGUUUUGGGUUAAAAGUAUAAUUACUCUAGGGCGUACUUUAAGAAUAUUUGAUCGUAUAAUUCGAAGACUCGAGCUCUGGCCAAAACAGAAGGUUGUAUCCUCAAAUAUUCUUCAAAUUUUGGAGUUUUAUUUGGACCGAAACUCUACGAAAACACGGCAGCUGUUUGGAUUAGUUUAUAUUUGGACCUUUUACGUCUUGUUUUGGAGUCCAAAACUCAUAAAAAACAACUCUGGCGCUCACAAAAAGCCCGAGCUCUGAGCAUUUCGAAGUCCAAGAUGGCGACUCRGAAACUUUCGAAUCCUACGAGGAAGAAACACAACUCAGAGACUCAGACCUUUUUUUAAGUGAUGGAACAAUAUUCAAAGAUGAAUCUAGAGAUUCUAGUCUCAAUGAUGGUUCGUUAUCUGUGUCGGAACAAGAGUACCUAGAGACAGAAAGCGGAGUAGAAAGUUCAAGUGGGGAUGGAGAAUGGCUGUCUGCUUUUGCUUCGGAGUGUAUGGCUUUAGAUUUAACUCCAGAGCAACUACAAGAAACACUCAAAUACUUCACAUUAUCAUCUGACAGAACCAACCAGAUGACAAAGACCCACAAUGACCUGGAUGCUAUUUUACAACUCCUCCAGGAGAAAGAAAAAGAUCUCGAACUGGCAGCUAAAAUUGGCCAGUCUCUCCUGGAGAGGAACAAAAGUCUUAUGCACAAAACCGAAACUAUGGAAAAGUAUCUUAGCGAACAUAGUGAUAGGGAAGAGCAGCUACGUCAUGACAUUGUAAGGAAGAAUGAUUUACUACAGAAGUUUCUCAAGGAUCAGGAGGACUUGCUCUUGGAGGCUGAUAAUAGAUCUGAGGAUGAAGCUAAAAGUUCUGAAAGCGCUUCACUUGUACGAGAUGAUUCAUUUGGCACCUUACAAGACAAGUGUCAUGUACUUGAGCAACAGAACACUAGAUUUAUUCUUGAGGCACUGCAUUUGAAGGAGCAGACAGCCACAGAGGAGCUGAAAGAAAGGCAACUAGUAGCUGACUGUGUUCAACAACUUUUGCUUAUUGAAGCAGAAAACCUUUCAGUGGAUGCAAAGGAUCAAAUAACAGCCCUUACUGAUGAUAUAGGAAGGAAAGCAGAAGAUAAUAUCAGACAACAGGAAGAAAUUUCUCAGCUGAUUGAUACUGUGGUUGACCUCCAGAGACGUCACACUCAGUUAUCGGAGGAUAAUGAGGAACUSCAGAGUCUCUUGAGUACAUCACAAGUAGGUCAAGAUGAACUAAAAUCACAGGUAUUUUUCUUUCUGUGUUUAAAAAGGUACUUUCUCUGUGUGCUUCUGUUAUAUUUCUUUCUCCUUAAAAUAACAAGCUAAAUUUCAAUUUGAUCU
Messenger RNA from Actinia tenebrosa (Australian red waratah sea anemone), 1573 nucleotides. RefSeq lists its product as uncharacterized. Gene Ontology annotation, cellular component: mitochondrion; cytoplasmic vesicle. Gene Ontology annotation, biological process: vesicle transport along microtubule; mitochondrion distribution; protein targeting. Gene Ontology annotation, molecular function: myosin binding. Lineage: Eukaryota; Metazoa; Cnidaria; Anthozoa; Actiniaria; Actiniidae. The record is from RefSeq and is a predicted model, not a curated record.